Trichomonas vaginalis G3 is the source of this 2307-nucleotide messenger RNA. RefSeq names its product meiosis-specific crossover protein Msh5 (MutS-like protein). Bases 1 to 2307 code for a protein of 768 amino acids. Gene Ontology annotation, molecular function: ATP binding; ATP-dependent DNA damage sensor activity; mismatched DNA binding. Gene Ontology annotation, cellular component: nucleus. Lineage: Eukaryota; Parabasalia; Trichomonadida; Trichomonadidae. Gene Ontology annotation, biological process: chiasma assembly; mismatch repair. The transcript has a single exon. The record is from RefSeq and is a predicted model, not a curated record.
AUGGAAGGAGAAGUGCAGUCUCAGGACAUUUUAGCGAUCUCCUUCAAGAGCCAAAGCUAUGGAUUCGUGUUUUAUACAACCCGCGAUGGCUCAGUCUCAAUUUCGGAGUCAAAUUCCGCAAAUUUCGGAAUGAAUUUCGAAAAAAUUAUUCACAGAUAUAAUCCGUCCAUCAUUUGUAUGCAGCCAAACAUAGAUAACGCCAUUGCCACUAUCAUUAAAGACGUCAAAGAUACAGAAAUCCAAGUUCUCGAGCAAAACGAUUUUAACUACCAGAAUGGCAUUGAUUCCAUGGCCCAAAUACUCUUUACAGUUCCAUCAGACGAACAGGAUUCUGUCCGCCAGUCUGUCCUUUCCGGAAUUGUUAAUCUCCAGUCAAAGCCAAUCGUCGCUGCCAUCGGAGCUCUUGUAAACUUCACAAAUAAAAAAUACCAAAGUCCACCUAUCGUUUCCGUGUUUUCCAUGAUGGAAAUAAGCAAUGGAUUAGUUCUCAGUUCGAAAGCAAUGUCCGAUUUGCAGAUAAUCAAGCAAGAACUACAUCCUUCCAUUCAUCAAAUGACUUCCAUCAAAGAAGGGGUGUCACUUUUUACUUUACUUAAUCGUUGUUCCACAAAGAUGGGUAAAGACAGAUUGAAAGACUUGUUCACGAACAUACCAAAUGAUAUCAACCAAAUAAACCAGAGACAUGAUAUCUUAGAAGAGUUCACAAAGCCAGAAUUCCAUCCAAUGGUAAAUGAACUUGUUAACAAGAUGAAAAACGUGACAGAUGUUACAAACAUCAUCCAAAACGUGAAGAAAGGAACAAUGAAAACAAAACUUUGGUCAUCACUCGCAAAGUCUCUCUCGGCUGCUGCAAAUUUUUGUAAAUUUACUUUACAAAAUACGUUACCAGAAAACCUGACACGUCACUUUUCCAUUACUGAUAAACUUGUCAAUCUUUUAGAGAGUUUAUCGCAGCAAAUAGAGAUGACAAUUGAUUUUUCAAAGGUUGCAGAAGUUUACAUCAAUGAUGAUUACGAUCAAGAGUUAACUCGAUUGAGGAAGAUUUACAAGAACUUGGAUAAUCUUCUCAACGAAAAGGCAGUUGAACUGAUAGAUGAUCUCCCCCUCAAAUCUCCAAUUCUAUCGUUAAGUGUCGUAUACCUUCCACAAAUCGGUUUUCUGACAAUGUGUCAAAAAGAAGGUCUGAAAAGAGAAGAUUUGCCAAACGGUUAUUUGUUAUCUUUCGAAACUGACAGUCACUUUUACUGCAAGAAUGAGAUGAUGAACGAGCUUGACAGAAACUACGGAGAUAUAUACGGAGAUCUCCAAAAGAGAACGAUAAAAAUAAUUGUCAAGCUUUCAAAUAGAAUUUUAAGUCAUUCUCAUGAACUGUCAGAGCUUUACAAGUUCAUUGGCGAAGUUGAUUUAUAUUGUUCUCUUGCAGUUGUCUCUGUCGAAGGACAUUGGAUCAGACCAACAUUUUCUGAUAAAAAUGAGAUGAAAAUUGUUGGCGGAAGACAUCCUUUACUUGAAAAACUGACACCAACUGAUUUCAUUCCAAAUACUAUUGAAUUUGGUAGUGACAAACCAAAGAUAAUAGUGAUAACUGGUCCAAAUGGAAGCGGCAAAUCAGUUCUUCUCAAGCAAACGGCAAUAAUUGUUUUCCUUGCAAGUAUUGGUUGUUUUGUUCCAUGUCAGUUUUGUGAGUUACCUCAAAUUGACAAAAUCAUCCCUGUUUUCCACAAUGGAGGUGCUUCUGAACCUUUUUCGAGUGGUUUCUAUGAUGACUUGAAGAUGCUCAGUGAAAGCAUCAGGAAAUCAACAAAUAGAACACUCAUCUUGGUCGAUGAAUUCGGAAAGACAUCAAAUAAAGAUGAUGGGGCAUCUCUUUUGGCUGGUUUCAUCAGAUCAAUGUCAGAUAGAGGUGAAAUGUCACCUUUUGUCAUUAUAUCCACGCAUUUCAGGGAUAUUUUGAAGGAAAAUGUGAUUGACAACAAACUGUUCAUCAGAAUGACGAUGUCUGUUGAUUGUUUGUUGUCGAAAGACGAAUUACUUUUCCUUUACAAAGCUGUUUUGGGAGAAGAUGAAAAAUCUUUCGGAUUCGAAUGUGCAAAAAGAGGUGGAUACCCUCCAGAAUUAGUCGAAAGAGCAAAAAUCGUCUGCAAAUCUCUGAAAGAAGGAACUGAUGUUCCUGAAAAUCCUCUAAUUGUCGACAGGGAAAUGGAUAUGAAAAUGAAAAGAGCUUUGAAGAUUUUCUUCGAUUGGAAUGAAAACUCAGACCCAAGAGCUCUUAUAGCAACAAUCGAAAGCAUCUUCUCUGAUCAUUGA